AGCCGCAAGAGCCCCGAGUACACGACGCUGCGGAAGCGCUGCAGGCCCGGCACCAUCGCGAUCAUCCUCGCCGGCCGCUUCCGUGGCCGCCGUGCGGUGAUCCUGAAGCAGCUCCCCGGUAACGGCCCGCUGGUUGUUUCCGGGCCGAUGAAGUACAACGGCGUGCCGAUCCGCCGCAUCGACUCCCGCUACCUCAUUGCGACCUCGACGAAGGUCGACGUGAAGGACGUGGACGUGAGCGGCAUCACCGCCGACAUCUUCGCGCGCCCGAAGCAGGAGAAGCGCGUCAAGUCGGAGGGGGAGUUCAUGGGCGACAAGGCAAAGAAGGCCGCGGAGCGGAAAGGCGAAGAAGACGGCGAAGGCGGCCCCGAAGGGGACCGUCAGCGACGCCCGGGCGCAGCUGCAGAAGCAGGUGGACGCCGCGCUCAUUGCGGCCAUCAAGAAGGACCCGCUCGGCAAGGAAAAGGCCGGCUACCUUCACUCCGUCUUCACCAUCAAGCCGGGUGA
Molecule: messenger RNA, 507 nt
Organism: Trypanosoma conorhini
Lineage: Eukaryota; Euglenozoa; Kinetoplastea; Trypanosomatida; Trypanosomatidae
Product: 60S ribosomal protein L6
Exons: 1
Biological process (GO): cytoplasmic translation; ribosomal large subunit assembly
Cellular component (GO): ribosome; cytosolic large ribosomal subunit
Molecular function (GO): structural constituent of ribosome; RNA binding
Source: RefSeq, a predicted model, not a curated record